Messenger RNA from Salvia miltiorrhiza (redroot sage), 789 nucleotides. RefSeq lists its product as uncharacterized. The record is from RefSeq and is a predicted model, not a curated record. The coding region runs from base 371 to 553 and encodes 60 amino acids. Lineage: Eukaryota; Viridiplantae; Streptophyta; Magnoliopsida; Lamiales; Lamiaceae. The transcript has 4 exons.
GAAAAUAACAAAAAUCAAACCGCAGUUUGUCUCUUUUGUGAAUUCAACGUGUCUCUGACGCCUCGCCGCCACAGUCCCCUAGCCUAGCCAGCACGUAGCGCCUCCGCCGCAGCACGCAACAGUACGCCAGACGCGGACGCGAGUACCCCAGCGCUCUCCCCGCCUCCGCCCGGAGCCGGAGUCUUCCGUACCGACCCCCUCUCAGCUGCUGUUCGUUCGGCCGACGUCGUUACUCCUUCAGCUUGCUAGGGCACCGACCCGUAGCAACCCAAAAUUCCCAAAUUGCAAAAUAGAACUUAAAAACCCUUCCAAUAAUUUGCAACCCACUGUCGCUCAUCUUCCCUCCGUCUUCUGCAGUCGAACGAUAAGUAUGGGAUUCUUCGACCGAGGAGUAAUUAGUGAUAAGUGGUCCUCUAGGAUCCUUUGGCUCUCUGCGUUCGGAAGUGCAGUAGGCCUUUACAUGGUGAUGGUCGAACGGCAGCUGCAAAAUAGAGAAAGACAGAUGGCCGAAGCAUUGAGGGCUGCUGAAUCAGGUACACAGGAUGGGAACUAAAUCGGAAUUUUUGUGUAGGAAAUUCCCAAAUCAUCCUUUCGCAUUCUAUGCUUUCCGAAUUUUGGAUGUCAUGUAUUCAAGCUAAUAAAACUCUUGCCAUUAUUUGGCCUUGAGACAUAAGUCUGCUGGUUGAUAUUUUGAGCGACUUGUAUCAUUUUCUGAGUUGAGGGUUUAUGAGCAGUGUUUUGCAGAAACAAAGGUUUAUUAUGACCAAAUUCUUCAUCUUGAAUUCAAAA